AUGAGGGUUGUUGCGGUAAUAACGUUGGUUUUCGGCUGUACCAACCUUGUUAAUGGUUACGUGGAGUCCCUCGAAGGUCCUACUGCAACUGAAAUGGGACAAAGCAGUGAUUUUCUUCAUGGAAAAACAUUCAUAGAAGACGAAUCGUCUGGUGGUUAGUAUAUUUGUUAACAAGAUACAAAAAAUGACCGACAGGAUUCUUCCCUUUUCAAGACCAUUUAUCUCUUUAGAGAUAAGAAGACAUUUGAAAUUGCCUGUUUACGUUAUGUAUUUCGUGUUGGUUGAAAAUUUUCUUUAGUUCCCCCAAUCAUCCCGUGUAUCCCCAAUCCCUGCAAGAGAGGAGCAAAAUGUCUGCCGACCCGUGGGAAUGAUUUCACUUGUAAAUGCCCGGCGGGCACCACCGGAAAAACUUGCAAUAAAGGUAAGCAAGCUGCUUGAAGAUAAAUAUCAUCUUUCACAUGUUCUGUUCAUUUGAAUGAGGUGGUUGUCAGUACCAUAUAAUCGUGUCCUUGUGUGAAGGCCACGUGAAAGAUCCUUAGAUGAAUGUCAAGUAUAGUUCUUAAAUAUGACGUAUUUGAAUAAAAUGGGGUAUUUUUGUGGUUUUUCCUCUGUUUUGUUGACCUGUAUCGUUUUUCUGUUACGCGAGAUCCCCCAACUGAUUUCAAGAUAAAGUUAAAACGAAAAAUUGUCACCAAACGACAUCUGGACACUGUUUGCGUACAGCGCGCGUAAUAUUCAUUUUAGUUGAACUGUUGUUACAGAUGUCGACGAAUGUGCAAACAACAAUGGCGGAUGCUCGCACGAUUGCAGCAAUACAGAUGGAAGUUAUGAAUGUCUUUGUCCUGAUGCAGAGCUGUCAUUAGCUGCUGAUAAACAUACUUGUGAAGGUAAAUUGCAGCCGGAAAAGCCCGGAAAGAACUUAAAAAUCCAAUUCAAAGCAUAGAAAUACGAUAAGACGAGUAUAUCUACAAACUAUAUUUCAUUUGAAAUAGAUUUAACUGUUUUUCGGCUUUCUCAAACUCAAUGGGAAUAAAAAAAACUAAUUCUUUCAAAAGAAAUUAUUUCGGAAAAUGUAUUUCGAAAAAGAUAUUCCCUUGCUAUCAAAGUUAACAGAAAAUAAGGUUUCAGCCUUUGUAUUUAUUCCUAACUCUUUGAAGUUAUCAUAAAAGUCCAUAUAAUGACAAAAAUUCAUCUCGUUUAUUUCUGAAAGCCCGAGGAGUUACCGUCCAAUGUCUGCAAAACCAUAUGUCGCACCAUUACUGAAGAAGGCAAAGUAAAAACAAGUAAAUUAUCUGAAGCGUGGUAAACUGCAAGCGAACAGGUCGCAAAUGGUAUUAAUUUUGCCUCUGAUCGGUUAAGAUGGUAGCAAAGAAUGAAAUAAAACCAGUAUAAACCAAGCUUGCUUGCGGCAAUGGAUUGAAAAAUUAUUGUUUACAACUAACACAGUUUAUCCUUUUUCUAGCUCAAGGAGUCACUGUGGAUUGUCGUCAAAAUGACAUGUCCAUUAGUAUCCCCAAGCCCAUACUCAAAGGAAUGGACAAGGAACAUCUUCGCCUCCUGGACCCGAAGUGUGGAGCAACAGAGACUAAAACGCAUUUUGGUCUCAAAACGCCGCUGACUGGCUGUGGCACUAAAAGAAGGCACACCAAGGCCGCCAUUGUGUACAGUAACGAGGUCCUAGAGAUUCCACUGAAAAAAUCUGAUCUCAUCACACGCGUCAGAGAGAUUGAGAUCCCAUUCAGUUGCUAUUAUUCCAACAGCAGAUUGGCUACGGCUGUUGGAUUAAAACCAAAUAACAGAAAACUGGUCUUCAUGGAAAAAGGGAAGGGAAAAUUUACAGUUGUCUUGGAGAUAUUUCACAGUCAAGGGUAAUGUUAAAGGUCCUUACGAGUUUCUUAACUCCCUUAAAAUAACUAAUAACGAGGAGCCAAUGAGAUUUAACUACUCUAACUACGGGAGAAUAACUGCAACCCUGUAGUUUUGUUUGAACAUCUGCUUAUUUCUUGAGGUGGUGGCUAAGAUCACUUAGUGUGCGGAGUAAAGGUUAUCAACAUUUGAGCAGUUAUCAACUCCGUUUACCUGCUUUCAUUCCUCUUCUAUUGGUUCUUGUCCAAUUUUUUUAAAUGAAAUAUGCAGAUUAUUGAAUGUACUGCGUUUACGCGUUAAUCGCUCUUAAAAUUUGCGACACUUAGAUUGUGUUCUAUGCUGAAAGUCAUUGCAAACGAUGAUUUUAAUACCAGGUUCUAGAGAUCUUUAAAUACCGUAAUUCGUUCAUGUCAAUAAAAAGACCAAACUUCAACUUGCAUUUCUUUUUCGAUCAGCACAUUGACAAAGAAAAAUGACCCAAGGGAUCUUUUCUGUAUUUAAGCUUUCCUUAUAAAAUAUAAUAAUGCAAAAUAGAAUUCGUCUAUUUAUAGACAAGUUAUUGAGUUUAAGCAAAAAAAGCUUCUACAUGCAUAAUUUCAUUUAUCUCUUUUUUUUGCAGAUUCACCACAGCGUACGAAUCCGAUGAUUUUCCUAUAUCUUUGAAACUCCGCCAAAGUAUGUUCGUACAAGGAAGAGUCGACAGCAAGGAUAAAAAGCUAUCAAUUCUGCUUAAAAAGUGUUUUGCCACGCCCACUGCUAACGAGAGUGAUGCCACAAAACAUAAUAUCAUUUCUGAUGGGUAAGCCUGUUACAUCAGUAUCUCUCUCUUUUUUUUGUCCUAGAAACUCUUUUGUCAAUUUUACAUAACAUCGACAUUGACAUUUUUUACAAAUGGAAAAUAGGUCCGAGGUACGUGCACCUGGUUACUUUAAUAAUUUAUCUUUUUUAUUCAUCUUACAGCUGUGCUGUCGACGAUACAGUCCAACAGCUUCCCUCCCCAGUAGGCAAAUCUCGUUUCAGUCUCGAAGCCUUUCAGUUCGUCAAGCAGCCCUUCGUUUUUAUACACUGUCACGUGGUUAUCUGCAACGCAUCUGACCUUAAGUCGAGGUGUGCCCGAGGAUGUGAAUCGGGUGGCCGAGUGAGACGCGAGCUUGGAGAACAAAAGGUGUAUUCGCUGGCACAAGGACCAAUAACACUAGACUAUCAGAAUGCUUAUGAACAAGAAGAUGAGAAGAAUACUAAUGAUAAACCUGCCAAAGAAGGUAAUUUGAGUAAGCUCACCACUAUCUUUACUGAUUUGAUGGUUGGCAAUAGUACAGGCAUUCUUACAGAUGGAAAUUAAGAUCAAACUAAAUCCUCUUGCUACUCGUUUUUUGUAAAAUGGGUAAUAUGUACUAUCCGGGGCAAGUUUCAUGAUCACUUUGAUUUAAAUUUAUGAAAGGAAAGCUCGAUUCGAGCUCACAACCAGCCCAAAAUAUCAGCUCACGAUUCGGAAUGAUCACACCAACAACAACAACAACAACAAAAACAAAUUUAAGAACCUUUAGCUUAAUAAAUGAUUAAAAUAUAGAUUCAGAAUUUUUCUGUUAUCACUGUGAUGACAUUUAAAUGAACGACAUCAUUUGUUUUACUUUGUGGGAUCACCUUUUUCCUUUUAUUUUAUGAUAACUCCAAUUUAGCAUUGAGUUUUAUUUUGUUUUGUUUUUUGUGCUUCAAAUUUUAAGUAACAACUGUGAAAUUUCUUUUGACUUUUCAGCGGAUGUGAACAUCCCAAUCCUUGCUGCUCUGGCCGCCUUUACAGCUCUCACUGUGCUCGGUUUAGCGUUCACAGCAAGGAGAAGACUGUUAAAAUAACUCUGUCAAUUUCAGUGCAAAAAAGAAAUGGAAAAUUCCUGUAAAAGCUUCAGUUUACCGAAUAAAAAACUGUUGUUGAACUAUUCCAUGGUGUUUUUCGUCUUCAAACUUCUUUGUUGUGGGAGAUAAUAUGUAUUUUUGCGUCGCACUUGCAAACCAAUCCUAAUAUUUAAAUCUUCUGAAGCACGCUUUAGUUUACUGUUAAACCACAGGAACGCUCUUUUUAUCUCAAAUAAUAAAUGUUCAACUCUUUGUUUACAAAUUCCAGAUUAUGAAAACUCCGUAGGUCCAUUAGAAAGAGAACAUUUUUUUCUCACUGAAGUUGAACUGGUCCUGUAGACCUGCAUAGUUAAAGAAAGUUGAAACUCUCGCCUCUUUCGUAUCCUGACAGUCUUAUCUACUUGCCGGGAUAAACUUCGCUGUGAUAGCAUGCGCAGAAUGAUAGGACAACCUGAUAAAAGCGUUUGCCACUGAACCUACCUGAAUACGAGAAAAUUGCGAAAAUAUUCUUUUCCCCUUAUAAACAGUUUGCUUAGCUAAAGCUCUAUUCUGGAAUUUACAAUAGAUGGUAACAAAAAUUUGGUACACAUUAAUUUAAAACGCUCUCGCCUAUUGAUCAAAAGUCAAUUGAGGUGGACGUAAUAUUUGCUCGUCAUGACAGGGUUUGCAUUUUAGCAGUUAAAGGGGAAUUUCCUCAAAACGAUUCAAUUCUUGGUAAAGCGUGGGAAUAAUACAGACUUGGCUAAAAAGGACCGCUCUUUACCUUGUACCUGCUAAGCAAGUGCAGAGUUUCAUUCUUUGCUUUACAGUCUCGCUACUACGAUGUGCAAAUUUCGUAAUCGCUAUAGUUUAUCAUACAUCAAAAGCUCUCUUGAUUUAUCUAUUGUGUUUUAAGGACAAAGACAUGGAAAUUGGGCUUUUAACAAGAAUAGAUUUACUCGUGACCAGAGAGCCAGAAAAGCGUAUCUUUCAGCCUAAGAAAAACACAAAUUUAAAAGAGACGUUAUUUAGCACAAAUAGAUUUACACUUCGUUCAUCCAGUCAUUUUCCCAUUAUUUCUCUUUCAACAUAUUUUCGGUAAAAUUUUUCAAUAUUAUCUAAUACAAAUCUUAAUUUUCCAAUGCUGGACAUUUGUGUAAUCUAUAUCAUUUAAUAUAAAACUGGCAUAGGCAAACCGCUGGAGUAGGAGGACUGGGCGAAAAUAAACUACCAAGGUGCAGUAAUAAAGGCAAACCUCUCUGUAACCAGGUUAGGUCUAAAUUAUUCUUCUUAAUUUUUUUUUUCUCAGUUCUUUAGCGGGUGGUAUUCGACAACUCUAUAACCAGUCUUAAGGCUUUGUAACACCUUAGAAAAAGCACUCGAAAAGUGUUAUGGCUGGAGAUACGAGUGUUGCGAGGGGCUUAGUGUUGUUUGGUAACUAACAGCACCAAAGUUCAAAUGCUCUUCACAGAGUUUUGUUGCGCUCACUCAAACUUGUAUGUGGGUUACCGGCCACAUAAAUGCAAAUUCCGAAAAAAUGUUUUAAUAGAUAUAAGCCAAAAGAAUUUGAUUUAUUUAUUGCAUAUUUUUCUCUUUUUUCCAACCACACAGUGGACAAUUUUGAUCGAAACUAAGAACUGAAAAAAAAAGCAAACGCAAGCAAAAAUUUUGUGUAGACUUUUUUUAACAAACAAUUUCCUUAUGGAAAAGAAUAAAAAAUCACAUAGCUAAUUGCGUCGUAUUCUUUUAUAAUUUCAUUUCUUUAGUUUGAUAAGAAAAUUAACCGCUGGAAAAUUAAGGACGAACAAAGAAGUUUUGAUACAUGAAUGAUUUCAGUGGAUGUCGACCGUCAAAUUUACGCCACUUUCAGUAUCACCUUGUGUUACUAGCUUUUCCAUGCUAUUCAUUACUCGAGAGGGAAUUACAUCAUUCUUUUAUUUCUCCAUCGCUGUGAACUCAUAGUUUUGUUUCACCUGGAAAUUGCGCAUGCAGACAACUGUGAGAAAGAGCAUUUUUCGCAGUUUUCGGUCAUUUCAAAGCGAAGAAACCUUUUCUGUUGGAUGAAACACACCUUUCUGGACAAUAAAAAGUCGCAAGAAGAUGGCUUUGUAGAAAAAAAUAAGAUGGCCUCGCAAUGAUUAAACAAGGAGUCAAACCCCCUCAAAAGAGACAAGAAAUCUGAAAAUUUAUCGUCUUUAGAGAGGACCAUGAAGUUCAAUUUCGCAACUGUUUUGAUGCUUUGCAACGCUCUCUUCGUAAAUGGCAAAGGUCUCAUACAAACAGAAAAAGAUCAGAUUGAUACUGCUGACCUGCUUAAGCAACUGCAAGAAACUGAAGAUGAUUAUUUCCCUGGAAAAAGUGAUAACCGUUUACCUCAUAAAACGUUCCUGGAGGACUCAUCUGAUGGUAAGAGCACUAUUCUUUUGAAUCCAGUCACUUUCUUUAUCUCUUGGGCAAACUUUCAGGAGUCAGCACCACUCUUAGUUCCAUUAUUUCUUAAUCAUUUCGAUUUGCGUAACCAACUGAUCGUUUGUCCCAUCAUAUCUUACAACAACAACAAAACAAAAUGGAAUAGCUUUCCUCGUGAUAUAAAUUACGUUCAAUAUCAAGUUAAAUUAUUCAACCGUUAACUUUUAUUGCUCAUGUGUACUAGCUUUAGAUUUCAGGCUCAGCUACAUAAACUGAUCAAUGCGGCUACAAAAAACGAAGGAAUGAUCGUCAUAUUGUCUUAUUUUUGUCUUGAGCGCUUGUUGGAACAAUUUAAAUGACCUGGGAUUUCAACUUGUUCCCUACGAUUUGAGAGACUAAGGUUGAUUUAUAUAAUUAAUGUCCUCGGUGACAAUAGUGUCACUAAACCCCUUUCGAAAAAGAGAUAGGAACUUGAUAGCGGUAGUUCUGAAGAUUUGUGGUUGAUGAUUAGAUUGCAAACAAAAACUUCGGUUGUUUGACUUCUUGUACUUUCUUAGAAGGAUAUUCUUAAUUACGUGCAUUUCGAUUGAGUAUCGUAAAACUGAAACCAAACAUGCUAAUCGCAAUGGCCAAUCAGAAGAAAGUAAAAUAGCUUUAGGAGCCAAUGAGAAUUAAACUGCAGACAGCGCGGGAAAACGCAUGGAGCAAGUCGUGAUUUGUUUCACUUUUGAAUCUUAUUGGUUGAGAGAGUGGACCAAUCACAGAGCGAAGUAAAGCAAAGCCAAAGGAAUCCCGGAUUAUUCUCGAAACUCGAUUGAAAAAGAGAAGACAAACUUGACAAAAAAUUGAAUUAUCUGAAGCGUGGUAAACUGCAAGCGACCAGGUCGCGAAUGGUAUUAACUUUACCUCUGAUCGGUUAAGAUAAUUGCGAAGUAUAAAGUACGCACUACCAGUAUAAAGCAAGCUUACUUGCAGCAAUCGAUUGAAAAAUUAUUAAACGAAUAUCUAAGCGAUCCUCGCAGUUAUGAACAUUACUCGAUGCUUGAGUAGUAGUGAAAAUAAGGCCUAAAAAAAAUCCGGCCUCCACUACUUGAAUAGUGUUCAUAACUGCGAGGAUCCCUUACAUAUUUGUUUCUUCAACCGAAGUUCACUUAAAUGAUUUUCAUGUAUUUACAGUCAUUUAUUCACCACUUCGAGGGUUUAUUUGGAAACAAAAUAAUAACCAGCUUCCAGUUGGCUUGUUAGCUCAGUUUUUUUCAGGCCUUGUUUUCACUUCCACUUAAGUAAUGUUCAUAACUGCGAGGAUCGCUUACAUAUUCGUUUCCUCAACCGCAGUUCACAGUUCUAGAAUUUCUUAUAUUUACCGUCAUUUGGAAAAUUAUUGUUUACAAUUUUCAAAAUUUAUUAUUUUUCUAGCUCAAGGAAUCACUGUGUAUUGUCGUCAAAAUGACAUGUCCAUUACUAUCCCUAAGCCCAUACUCAAAGGAGUGGACAAGGAACAUCUUCGCCUCCUGGAUCCGAGCUGUAAGGCGACAGAAACUCCCAUGCAUUUCAGUCUCCAAACGCCACUGACUGGAUGCAAGAGUUCUCGUAGAUCAUCCAAAUCUGCCAUUGUUUACAGUAAUACGGUCCUAGAGAUUCCCCUGAAAAACUCAGAUAUUAUCACACGCAUCAGAGAGAUCGAGAUCCCCUUUAGCUGUUACUAUUCCAACAGUGAAAUCGCUGCAGCCGUUGGUUUCAAACCAAAGAGCAGAAAACUAGUCUUCUUGGAAAAAGGGAAAGGAAAUUUUACGGUGCUUUUGGAAUUUUACCAUAGUAAAAGGUACGAAAGAAUAAGCGUAUCAGUGUAGGUUUGUAGUGGUUUGAUGAUCUAUCACUUAUAUUAUCUCGUCUCGGGUGGCUAAAGCUUUUUAUCGAUCUAAAGUGAAUAUGGAACAAGGGCUAAAUAAAUUUUAACCCUUGAAAAAUACCAAAUAUUCAAAGAUUUUUUCUUAAAAUAAUUUCACCAAUCUCUUUUAGAUACAUCAAGCCAUACGGUCCUAAAGAUUUUCCAAUACCUUACAAACUUCGCCAGCAAAUGUACUUACAAGGGAAAGUAGAUAGCAAAGAUAAGCGGCUGUCAAUUAUGUUUGAAAAUUGUGUCGCCAUACCCACUCCUGACGAAAAGAACGCUGUAGGACUCCAAAUUUUAGCUAAUGGGUAAGUGAUUAAUUUCUUCACAUCUUUCAUCGAAACCAUUACUUUAUUGUAUGGAAAAAUAAUGAGAUUAUGAAGGAAAGUCAAUUGAGACAGAGUACAUUUUAGUUGAUUUGUUUUUUUGUCCUUCUCUUGGUAACAACAAUUUAUUGUCGUGAAGAGAGAGGCUACUUUACUAUUAAUUCAGCCCAGAAAUUAAACUAGGAAAGUAGCGACAGCCCAUCAAAUAGAGAAACAAAGGAGCCGAUCAGAACUCCAGGUAGACAAAUGGAGUUCGAUACGAACAAAAGCAUCAACAAACUUUAUUUAACUCCUUUCUUAUUAAUAAAAUUUAUGGAUAUAUUAAUGAUAUAAAUAAAAAAAUAACGCGCUUCUGAUUGGCUGAAAACGAGUCCAUUUUCCAUGUAGCGCGGGUGCAAAUUGUAAAUUGCGCGCGCUGUUAAAAUUUUGUCUGUCUUGACUAUCUGUGCUACUCUUUUUCACUUAAAUUAUAGAUAAGUAAUAACAUUGUUUCUCGUGAAAUUUGGAGCUAAUAGGAACAUGUUAAUUUUUCAAAGACUACGAAUUACAUUCGCCCGUGAAGGAACGGGAAAUGCUCGUGUUUGAGACCAGCCCUUCGUUAGAGCUCUGAAGAAGGGCUGACGCUCGAAACUUCAGCCUUUUAAAUCUUUACGGUGGCCAAGUUAUGCUUUAACUCAGUUGUUAACACUAAAUUACCUGCCAUACUCUCCCACCGACGCAGCACCAAAGUUUCUUUAGAAACUUACCCCCUUUAUUCGUUAGUUCUUAUUAGCUGAGAAAAAGACCUGUGCAGGGCUGAGAAGAGUCAAAUGAGAUAAAAUUUAUCUCUGUGACCUUGUGUAUGGUAAAAAACAUUUAUUUGUUUUUUUAUUUCCUCUCUCUGCAGUUGCGCCGUUGAUGAUACCGUUCAAUUUCAUCCCGCUCCCACAGGUUAUUCUCGCUUCAGCAUGGAAGCCUUCCAAUUUGUUAAGCAUCCCUUCGUGUUUAUUCACUGCCAUGUGGUGAUCUGCGACGCAUCAGAUUCUCAGUCAAGAUGCGCCCGAGGUUGCGUGCCGAGUCCGCGGCGAGAGCGACGCGGGAUCGAAGAAAAACGAGUCUAUUCGUUAAUUCAAGGACCACUAACGAUCGAUGACUCUUCGGAAGAAUUUGAACCAUCGAAUGACGAGACGGCGCAAAACCCACCGGAGAUUGAGGGUGAGUAG
Messenger RNA from Pocillopora meandrina, 9527 nucleotides. The record is from the annotation of a GenBank genome assembly. NCBI's taxonomy places the organism in Eukaryota, Metazoa, Cnidaria, Anthozoa, Scleractinia, Pocilloporidae.